CGGAACAAAAGCACCCGGUUCGGUUCUACCCCGCGAGCCAACCAGACCCGAUUCUGCCAAUUGGCAUAGUGGCAUCCCCCCUCGGCGGCCACGGCCAGUGGCCUCCGCCUCCUCACGCACUUAAAUCCCCCGCGCCGCCUCCCCGUUUCCUCCCCAUCCCGCGCCCUCGCCUUCUCAUCGCCCCAUCGCCUCGACCAUGGCGGCGGCGCACCAGGUCUCCGCGGUGAUCUUCGAUCUCGACGGCACCAUCCUGGACACAGAGAGGGCGACGAGGGAUGUCUUGGACGAGUUCUUGGCGGCGUACGGGAAGGUCCCUGACCCGGAGAAGGAAGAGAAGAGGCUGGGCCAGAUGUACUUGGAAUCCACCACCGGGAUCAUCAGAGAUUACGGACUGCCGCUGACCGUCGAGGAGUACUCCAAGGCGAUGCAUCCACUCUAUCUGAAAAGGUGGCAAAAGGCAAAACCGCUUCCGGGAGUGAAGAGGCUUGUUAAGCAUCUUUUCAAGAACAGAGUGCCACUCGCGAUUGCUUCAAAUUCCGUCAGGAGAAAUAUUGAUCACAAAGUUCCAAAACUAGAAGAUUGGGGAGAGUGUUUUUCUGUUAUUCUUGGUGGAGAUCAAGUCCCUAAUGGAAAGCCUUCCCCUGACAUAUUUUUGGAAGCCGCAAAGCGACUUGGCGUAAAUCCAUCAUCAUGCUUGGUCAUAGAAGAUUCUGUUGUUGGAGUCAAGGGUGCCAAGGCUUCUGAGGCGAAGGUGGUUGCAGUACCAUCACUUCAAAGUCAAAGGAAGCACUAUAAUAUUGCCGAUAUCAUCCUCUAUUCACUUUUGGACUUCGAUCCUGAGCUGUGGGGUCUUCCUCCAUUUGAAGAUCGCAUUCAAGGUGUUUUGCCCAUUGAUCCCUUAAUUUCAACUGGUCAAAUAGGCGAUAGAAUUCUAAAUAAUCUUCAUAGGCUAAUUUCAGAUGAACAUACCUACGACUGUAUUCCUGACCAAAUAUCAGGAAUUUAUUUGGGUUGGGCCAAGUUGAAAGUGCAUGGGUUUUCUAAGGUGGUCAUAGGUACUGGGUGGGACUUUUCACAGCAGACCGUCGAAAGAGUGAUGGUAGUAGAGUUUCUUGAUUACUCUGGCCAGAUUGAAACAGAGCCUGUGAAGCUUCUUGUAAUUGGUUACGUCAGGAAGCUACAAAGCACAGAUGAUAUAUUGCAAGCUUUAAAUGUAACUGAUGAAGACAGAAGCAUUGCAAGGGACGCAUUGGACCUCCCAACUUUCUCUGAAUACGCCCACGACAUUCAUUUUUCCUGAGAGUGACCGUAUCUUUGCGAGCUCUCACACCAUUUCCUCAGGUUUGGCAUUGUUAUUGUUAGCUCAUGAUGGGAGCCACAUUUUCGUCCAGGAAACUCUACAUGAAAUACGUGUCAUUCGAAGAACAGGAAAAAAGUACAGAGAAAAAAACGUGGUUCGAUGUUACCAAUUUACCAUAUGUUGUAAUAUUUGUUUAGUCCUCAUGUCUUCUAAGAAAAUAUCAUUGCAUCUGCACCUUCGUCCUAAAGGGCAGAGUGAUAUAAAAUUUUUUGUAAGCAUGAACGAAUGGUAUAAAUGAACCGCACAGGCAUUAAACGGGACA
Panicum virgatum (switchgrass) is the source of this 1622-nucleotide messenger RNA. Its product is annotated as bifunctional riboflavin kinase/FMN phosphatase-like. NCBI's taxonomy places the organism in Eukaryota, Viridiplantae, Streptophyta, Magnoliopsida, Poales, Poaceae. Gene Ontology annotation, biological process: glycerol biosynthetic process; riboflavin biosynthetic process. Bases 197 to 1300 code for a protein of 367 amino acids. The transcript is spliced from 11 exons. Gene Ontology annotation, molecular function: sn-glycerol 3-phosphatase activity; riboflavin kinase activity. The record is from RefSeq and is a predicted model, not a curated record.